Egretta garzetta (little egret) is the source of this 3361-nucleotide messenger RNA. It is a transcript of the gene PEX7, whose product is annotated as peroxisomal biogenesis factor 7. Gene Ontology annotation, biological process: protein import into peroxisome matrix. Gene Ontology annotation, cellular component: peroxisomal matrix; cytosol. The coding region runs from base 20 to 808 and encodes 262 amino acids. Lineage: Eukaryota; Metazoa; Chordata; Aves; Pelecaniformes; Ardeidae. Gene Ontology annotation, molecular function: protein binding. The transcript has 8 exons. The record is from RefSeq and is a predicted model, not a curated record.
GCAUGGAGGGAAUCUAGUCAUGAUAUUUUAUUUUCCUGGUUUAGGCUGUGGAACUCUGGCAGUGCUGGAACAAAAUGAAGCUGGGAUUGUUCUGCUCAGGAGUUUUGACUGGAAUGACGGCCUGUUUGAUGUGACCUGGAGUGAGAAUAAUGAACAUGUGUUGAUCACUUCUAGUGGAGAUGGAUCUCUGCAAAUCUGGGAUACAGCUAAAACCAAAGGUCCACUGCAAGUCUAUAAAGAGCACACUCAGGAGUGGGAUCCAGCUGUGGGGAAGUCAUUAUGCACUUUUAAAGGCCACGAAGGGGUCAUUUACAGCACUAUAUGGUCUCCACACAUCCCAGGUUGUUUUGCAUCUGCUUCAGGUGACCAGACUUUAAGAGUUUGGGAUGUGAAAGCCCCAGGCGUCAAAUUUGUGAUACCGGCCCACCAGGCUGAGAUCUUGAGCUGUGACUGGUGCAAAUAUGAUGAGAACUUGCUGGUGACGGGUGCAGUUGACUGUAGCUUGAAAGGCUGGGAUCUGCGGAACAUCCGGCAACCAGUGUUCAUCUUGCUUGGUCACACCUAUGCUAUCAGAAGAGUAAAAUUUUCACCAUUCCAUGCAACAUUACUGGCCUCUUGCUCCUAUGAUUUUACUGUGAGAUUCUGGGACUUUUCCAAGCCUAACCCUUUGCUGGAAACAGUCGAGCAUCAUACUGAAUUUACAUGCGGACUGGAUUUAAGUCUUCACAACCGUGGUCAGGUGGUGGACUGUGCUUGGGACGAACUAGUCAAGAUCUAUACACCAUCGUGCCUGGCAGUUCCUGUCUAGGAAGUGAAGAAGAUCUGACAAACCAGGAGCCUUUCUCUCUUCCCCCACAACCAGACUUGUGCUAAAGUGUCAACUGUGUUACUAAUCUUGGUGUCUCUUUUUAAGUAAAAUGCAGCUUGAACAGAGUGUUGUGCACUUAAGCAUUUGGAGAUUUUAGGGCUUGGCUUACUGUACAGGUAGUACUUAAGCCAUCAAAACAUUCAACAGCUACUGAAUGGCUGAAGAGUGGCCAUAGCAGGUAUGAGCUGGUGUCUUUAGAGUAGAAUCACCAACACAAUUUUGUGGACUGUCUGACUAAUGAUGAGAGCAGGGGCCUGAAUCUUCUUGAUCCUUAUAAAGAAUAAAAGUAACUGGCAGUGUAUUUUGAAAUAAUGUCACCGUAGUGAAGAAAAUAGUGGCUUUUCACUGUAAAGUACUGUAAUGUCAACUGAGGUUUGUGUCACUCGGAUGCAUUUAUAUUUCUGUGUUUUGCUGUGACUCACGUUGCAUUAUUUUCUUGUGCAAUAUGACAAACACUCUUGAUAGACAGUAAAUGUCAUAGUUUAUAGCCAGCUGAUUCAUUUGACCUUUUUGAUUGUUGCUGCACAAAGAUGGUAAAGAUUAUUUUCAUACGUUUUUCCCCUUAGAUCUCCUUGAGUAAAACAGUUGAUGAAGUCAUGCAGAAAGAUACUCUGAUGAUAGAGAAAAUGCUUAGGAAAAAAAUAUAUACAACACUAUAAUUGGAUCACAAUCCUCAAGAUUUAGAGAGAGGGCAGCCAUCUUUUUUAUUAGACUUGUCUUCUAUUUUCACUUAGAAAGUUUUUCUAAGAGAUAGAAGGGGAAUGUGGCCAUAUAUUCAGUGUUUUGGACCUCUGACAGCCUGGCCAAAGGGAGAGCUGAUGACUGGACCAGUUGAACCUACGUGCAUGCGGAUUAACUGCAUGGUAUAAGCAUAGCAGAUCCAGUGUGACCGAGCUAUUAUACUUAAAAGAAUACGCCCAACAUGUUAUAGGUAUGGUGAUUACUUUGCAUGCCCACUUUGACUCCUCAACUCACAUGCCGGUAUCUUCAUCUGAGUUUUUCUGGGAUGAGUAGAGGCGUUCAGUUUUUAUGUGUCUCCAGUCUCCCAGUCUCCUUUGAAUACUCUUUUAGGAUCAAACUGUGCUACUCCUGCAUCUUUACCGGCGUAUGUUACACUUCUCUCCUGGUUUCCUGCUAGCCUUUUUUACCUUCUUAAAGCUGUCUCACUUCUACUGUUACCCUGUAUCAUCAAUCUUUAAUAUCAAAAGGCUCUUUCCAGGUUGGGUCUUUGCAGAUCUUUGGUUGGGUUUGCGUAGUCUCCUGCUAACGACACUUCUGGGUUGCACCACUCGUAUAUCAAGCAAUACCAGACACUGCCAGAUCUGCUGGAUGCUUUGAAGAAAUGAAAGAAUUCAGCGGAGCUAAGGACCUGCAAGUUGCAAGGAAAGAACGGUUGUGCUAUCUUGGAGAAAGAGCCAGGGAAUUUGCAGUUAGCCACGGGGAGAUAUGCAUAUAUUGAUUUGGUGUUAGGGCAAGAAAGAAAGAAACCUCUUCUACAGCAUGAGAAUUUGGAUCCUGAUAGGACCUUGUAUUUUUCUGGGUCAAUGCAAACUGACCCAGAAUGCCAUCUUCUCAAGCUGAGUUAAUAACAAAAAGUAGAUUUUCUUUUUUUGUAACAGUGUAUUGCACCAAAUUGCAAGUGUUUACUGCACUUUAAUUCUGUGUGCUGAGGAAUGAUGCAACGAUAAAGCUGUGCUGCAUACAGCUUUCAGCAAUACCAUGGGCCAUAAAAUCUAAUUUUAGGCAUUAAAAUUGAUUAUUUCAACCUUAAUAGUUACUCCACUCUUCUGCUUUAUCUCCCUUUUCUGCUUAGACUACAAGUAACUUGUCUGAGUGAGUGGAACAUUUUGGUAGUGGGUAUUUAUUUUAUAAGCCUGUUUCUGGGAGGGGGGGAGGGAAUAUUCCAGAAUGCUGCCAUAGCCUAUCAGUGGGAAGGGCAAAUUCAGAAAACCUAGCAUGGGUGGGGAAGGGAUUCUCAACACACACACUCAACGCAUGGAUUAAACCUUUUCUUAAUUGCCUUCUCUCCCUUUACAUCAUGGCUAGCUUGAGUGCUGAGGGUUGCUGCAUCUAGAUUUAAUUCUCUUGAAAAACGAGCACAUUCAGGAGAUGCACAUAGUAAACAAAAACUGUGGCCUUUAAUCUUCCUGCUUGAUCUUUGAAUGGAAAGAACGUGCUGUAAUAUUUCUGCACUGUUACAGGAAAAACAAUCUGGCAAUAGUUGUUGCUGAUUCUUAAUUCUCAGGGAAUGUUUGCUAUAAUUGUUUUAAAGAAAUAGUUUUUAUUUUAUGACCAUAAUACCAGCUUCUGAUCUGAAACAGACCUUUAAUGACAACAGUCUUAAAGAUGUAAUGUGUUCUGCUUUAAACUUGCUCCUGUGGAAGAUUUUGUUUUAGGGGAGCCCGUAGGUUUCUCCGUGGUUCAAGAAACAUACCGAUAAUCAUGUUCUAAAGGAGUGGAUUUGCUGUUCGACGAUGCUAUUAAAUUAAUUGC